AUGAUGACAGGAAAGGUUGAAGAGAAAGGAAGUGCAGAGAAAGACGAUUACACACAAGAUGGCACUGUGGACCUCAAAGGAAGACCCAUCCUAAGAUCCAACACCGGCCGAUGGAACGCUUGUUCCUUCAUCGUAGGAUACGAAGCAUUUGAGAGAAUGGCGUUCAGUGGGAUUUCGUCGAACCUAGUAGUGUACCUGACGAAGAAGCUCCAUGAAGGCACUGUGACAUCCUCGAACAAUGUCACGAACUGGAUCGGAACGGUAUACAUACAAAUUCGAUUUGUAACACGAUCAACGAAUGCACAGGGCAUGUCCCUCCUAACGCUGGCAGUGUCAGUGCCAUCGCUGAGGCCUCCAUCAUGCGGCCCCGCGAUCAAAGAAGAGAUGUGCAACAAGCAUGCCUCGACCCUCCAGAUAGGCAUCUUCUACUUCGCCCUCUACAUAAUCGGGGUCGGAACUGGCGGGACCAAACCCAACAUCUCGACCAUGGGCGCGGACCAGUUCGACGACUUCGAGCCAAAGGAGAGGGCCCAAAAGUUCUCAUUCUUCAACUGGUGGAUGUUCAGCAUCUUCUUUGGGGCACUAUUCGCAGCCACAGUCCUGGUCUAUGUACAAGACAACGUGGGUUGGCCACUGGGUUAUGGCCUUCCCACACUAGGUCUUGCAAUAUCAGUCCUAGUGUUCUUGGCGGGCGCUCCAUUUUACAGGCACAAAAUGCCCUCAGGAAGCCCAUUCACCAGGAUUGCUCAGGUGUUGGUGGCGUCAACCAGGAAGUGGAAGUUGCCCAUUCCAAGCGAUCCGAAGGAGCUUUAUGAAUUGAGCCUCGAACAAUACGCUGAGUCGAAUAAGUUCCGGAUCGAUCACUCCGCUUCUUUGAGAUUUCUCGACAAAGCCGCAGUGUAUAUCGAUUCAAGCUCGCCGUGGAUGCUAUGUCCGGUGACCCAAGUAGAGGAAACCAAGCAAAUGGUCAAAAUGCUGCCGAUCCUAGCGGUGACGUUCAUCCCGAGCACCAUGUAUGCGCAGGUGCACACGCUCUUUAUCAAGCAGGGCACGACCCUGGACCGAAGCAUGGGCCCUCACUUUGACAUCCCUCCCGCGAGCCUCAUCGCGUUUGUCACGAUCUUCAUGCUCGUAAGCCUCGUAAUCUACGACCGGUUCUUCGUCCCUACCAUCAGACGCUAUACCAAGAAUCCUAGAGGCAUCACAUUGCUGCAGAGAAUGGGGGUAGGCCUUGUCCUCCACAUAAUCAUAAUGAUCACAGCUUGUCUCGCCGAGAGGCGGAGGCUGAGCAUCGCCAGAGAGAACAACAUUUACAGCAAGUUCCAAACAGUUCCUCUCACCAUCUUCAUCCUCCUGCCACAGUUCGCCCUCAUGGGAGUCGCCGACACCUUCGUCGAAGUGGCAAAGCUCGAGUUCUUCUACGACCAAGCGCCGCAAGGCAUGAAAAGUCUAGGAACAUCUUAUUGCACUAGCAGUUUGGGGAUCGGGAACUUCCUAAGCAGCUUUCUUCUCAAGACGGUCUCGCGAAUCACCAAGGAACACGGCCACAAGGGUUGGAUCUUAGACAACCUUAACAUCUCCCACCUCGACUACUACUACGCGUUCUUGGCGAUCCUCACGUUUCUCAAUUUUCUCGUGUUCCUCGUCGUGGCCAAGUUUUUCGUAUACAACGAGGAAGUAACCUUCGAUAAAGGAAAGGAAGCUUUCCCUGCCAAUUCAGCUAAUCACGAGGCCAUGGCCGAAGGAUGA
Rhodamnia argentea is the source of this 1749-nucleotide messenger RNA. Its product is annotated as protein NRT1/ PTR FAMILY 5.2-like. Gene Ontology annotation, molecular function: transmembrane transporter activity. NCBI's taxonomy places the organism in Eukaryota, Viridiplantae, Streptophyta, Magnoliopsida, Myrtales, Myrtaceae. Gene Ontology annotation, cellular component: membrane. The coding region runs from base 1 to 1749 and encodes 582 amino acids. The record is from RefSeq and is a predicted model, not a curated record. Gene Ontology annotation, biological process: transmembrane transport. The transcript is spliced from 4 exons.